Apiotrichum porosum is the source of this 924-nucleotide messenger RNA. RefSeq lists its product as uncharacterized. Lineage: Eukaryota; Fungi; Basidiomycota; Tremellomycetes; Trichosporonales; Trichosporonaceae. The transcript has 7 exons. The coding region runs from base 1 to 924 and encodes 307 amino acids. The record is from RefSeq and is a predicted model, not a curated record.
AUGAGCACACCCAAACCAGCAAAUGGGGCCGGCGCCAGGGUUCCAGAGCAUAUGAGCGACGCGCACGUCAUGGACUAUACAAUUCUGAACUGCGGUCACCCAAUCGUUUCAAAGCACGAGGUCGUGAUCGGCGACCUGCCGGUCUAUGUGCAUGGUCUAGACGGGAUCCAAGGCACUGAGACUGUCCAGUUCAUUGCCCAUGGGUGGGCCAACCAGGCCAAGACGAUGGAUCACAUGGCAUCCGGCUUGAUUGGCGAGAUUCACCGCAUGGAGGCUGCCAGUGGGAAACCGAGGGUGCGCGACGUGCUCGUUGUCACACUUGACCAACGAAACCACGGCGAGCGCGUGCGCGUGAAGGUUACAAACUUUGAUAUUGAGCCCACGCGCCUUAUCACUAUGGCCACGAUCGUCACUGGUGGCAAGGUUGAUCACCAGUAUGCGAUGGACUUUCUCCCUGCCGUCCUCUUCCCCGACGGCGAGCGCGAGAUCGUCGAGUUUAUGUCUGUUGGCAUUUCGAUGGGUGGCCACGUCACUUGGUGGCUCCUCCGUGAAGACCCCCGCAUCAAGAUUGGCGUCCCGAUGAUUACCCUCCCCUCCGAGGCCCUUGGCGGGCUCCUCACCGCCCGGGUUGCCAAGCUCAAGGCUCAAGGCAUCAACACGUACAUGCCCGAGUCCAUCAAACAGGGAUUCUACAACCCCACGACCCAGCAGUACAAGGGCAAGAAGAUUCUGUCCGUCCACGGCAAGCUCGACAAGUUGAUACCACUUCGCUUUGCACAGCCAAAGCUGGACGAGAUUCUGGCGCAGGACUCCAGCGGCAAGGAUAUUCAGCAGCACAUACAAGAGGGAAAGGGACACGCAGUGUCCCCCGAGAUGGUGUCCAAGGCCGCCGAAUGGGUUUACAUCCAUGGCUUUUGCAGUUGA